AUUGCUUUGACUAUCUUGGUUCUCUUCCGUUUCCAAGAAAAUGUGAAACAACCUGUGCAAAGUUUCCUUAAAACUAACUGGUUCUCCUUUCAGGUAAUUGUGCAAAGGUCACUCUCUGCGAAGAGUCUCUCUCAUGCUAAAGGCGGGUCUGUGCUAGGCGGUUAUUUGAAAAUCUUCCCAAUGUUUUUCAUUGUCAUGCCGGGCAUGAUUAGCAGAGCUCUCUAUCCAGAUGAAGUGGGAUGUGUAGACCCAGAAAUCUGUGAAAAGGUCUGUGGAGCGAAAGUGGGUUGUUCAAACAUUGCCUACCCUAAGCUAGUAAUGGAGCUCAUGCCUGUAGGACUCCGUGGCUUGAUGAUUGCCGUGAUCAUGGCUGCCUUGAUGAGCUCUCUCACCUCUAUCUUCAACAGUAGCAGCACCCUUUUUGCCAUAGAUAUCUGGCAGCGACUCCGCAAGACGGCCACUGAACAGGAACUCAUGAUCGUCGGAAGGGUGUUUGUCCUCAUUCUCGUUGCCAUUAGCAUCCUCUGGAUCCCCAUCAUCCAGCUAGCCAACAGCGGUCAGCUCUUUGACUACAUUCAGUCAAUAACCAGUUACCUAGCGCCACCCAUCACUGCCCUCUUCAUCCUAGCAAUCUUCUGCAAGAGGAUCAAUGAGCCAGGAGCUUUCUGGGGGCUGAUGUUUGGGUUAGCAGUCGGACUCGUUCGGAUGGUUAUGGAGUUUAUCUACAUGGCGCCCUCCUGUGGAGAGGAGGACCAGAGGCCAGCUCUGUUGAAAGAUGUGCACUAUCUGUACUUUGCUAUCCUGUGUGUACUAACAGCAGCUGUCAUCAUCACUGUUAGCCUCUGCACACCACCAGUCCCAGAGGAAAAUCUUGCCCGACUGACAUGGUGGACUAGACACAGCAAAAGAGAUGGAAAAGACUUGGAGAGCCACACCUGCCCAAGCACAGAGAUGAUUUCCUCCAAGAGAGAGAAUGAUGUACCGGUAGAUACUGUUCAGUCAGAGAAUGGAGAUUUAGUAUGUAAAGAGCAUGGAGGAGCGAAGCAUCCUUGCUGGAAGAAAGUGUUUUUCUGGUUCUGUGGGAUUUCCACUGACCCCAAGCCCACUUUAACCAGAGAGGAGGAAGCGGCGCUUGAAAAGAAACUCACCAGCAUCAAGGAAGAGCCAGUGUGGAAGGCUGUUUGCAAUGCCAAUGCUGUAGCUCUCUUGGCUAUUAACAUCUUCUUAUGGGGAUACUUUGGGUGAGCCCAGUAUUGCCUCGCUCCAGUUAGAACAAGCACAGGCAUCAACCGGAAGCUACAAGUUGCAAUUCAUCCAGCUGUGGACCUACACUGUGGCUUUAGCUGGUUCCCUUCUCUCAGUCUGCACCCCUAUCGGUGAUACCUUGACCUACCUCAUUGGGUUGUUGUGAAGACACACAAUAAAGUGAUUUACACACCACAA
Messenger RNA from Podarcis muralis (Common wall lizard), 1443 nucleotides. Lineage: Eukaryota; Metazoa; Chordata; Lepidosauria; Squamata; Lacertidae. The record is from RefSeq and is a predicted model, not a curated record.